AGUCUUUGUGGAACUUUUGAGUAGAAAUGUUGCUUAAAAUUUUAAUUGGGCUAAGUUUGGCAGUGCUUUGUGAAUCACAGCUGAUUGUUCAGACUCAAUAUGGACCAAUUAGAGGUGCACAAUUGAGAUCAGGGUUGGAUAAAGUUUAUUAUAGUUUCCAAAGGAUCCCGUUCAUGCAACCUCCAGUAGGAAGACUUAGAUUUCGAGAUGCAGAGAUCCCCAACAAUUGGACAGAACCGUUAGAUUGCACACAGCAAGGACCACGGUUUCCUCAAGUUGAUUUCACAUUUGAACCAACAAAUGCUUCAUUUUCUGGUGACUUGGACUCAAUGCACAUUAAUGUCUACACGAAUAAUUUGAAUCCACAGCAAAAGUAUCCAGUAAUGGUAUUUAUACAUGGUGGAGGAUUCAGGACUGGUUCUGGCUUAACUGAUAUUUACGGUCCUGACUAUUUUGUGGAAAGAAAUGUUAUUUUAGUGACAUUUAAUUAUCGACUUUAUGCUUUUGGAUUCUUGAGUUUGGAUGAUCCAGAACUUAACAUUCCUGGAAAUGCAGGUUUUAAGGAUCAAGUUUUAGCUUUAAAAUGGAUAAAAGAUAAUAUUGAGAAUUUUGGAGGUGAUUCCAAUAACAUCACAAUAUUUGGUCAAAGCAGCGGUGGUGGAUGUUCUCAUUAUCAUAUCCUGUCUCCAUUAUCAAAAGACUUAUUCCAAAGAUCAAUCAUCAUGUCUGGCUCUGCAUUUAAUCCUAUGUAUGGAGCUAUUCCAAGAAGAAAUUGGGCAUAUCGUCUAGCAAAGCAGCUCAAUGACUCAAUAUCUGAAAACGAAAAGGAAAUCCUUGAAUUUUUGGAACAAGCUGAACCAGAAGCUAUUUUCAAUGGUGUUAAUGCAAUCAUGACCCCAUACGAACGAAAUGUCGAGAGACUUUUAAAUGCUUUCGGACCAGUCAUUGAACCGUACGAUAAUGGAAAUGCCUUUAUGCUUAGUCAUCCUGAAAUAUUGGCUGAAAAUAGUUGGGGAAAUGACGUUGACAUUAUGAUUGGUGGCACUUCCUUUGAAAAUGCCCAACUCGUUAAUUUAUUCUUACAAUUGCCAUUUAUGGUUGAAGCAAACUCAAAUUUCACUAGCUUUGUUCCAUAUCAAUUGGAUCAUUUAUCAAUAAGUGAGCGUCAACAUUUUGGCGAUAGACUAAAGGAAAUGUAUUAUGGAAUGAUGAAUCCUUCACCGACUAAUUUUGACCCAACGAUUAUUCUUACAAAUGAUUUUGCAUUUUGGCAUAUCAUCGAUCGAGUAGUUAUGCAAAGAAUUAACUCACGUGGAACUGGACAAACCUUUGUUUACCGUUUUGAUAUAAAUGAUGCAAAUAAUUGCUUCCGUGCUAGACAGAGGGUAGAUUCUAGGUGGCAUGGACAUCUUCGAGCAAUUCAUAUGGAUGAUCUUUGUUAUUUGUUCAAACCUAGCUUUGUGGAUACAUCUUUGUUGGCAGAGCAUUCGCUUGAUCUUAUUGAUCACAUGACAUCAUUAUUCACAACUUUUGGAUCAACUGGAAGACCAGUCAUGGGUUCAUGGAAUUCAUCGAUUAGUUUAGAAACAACCCUUUUUGGAUACAAUAUUCGAGAGAAUCUUACGUUAGCAACGUUCAAUGAACUGCCUGAAAUGUCAAGAAUGAAGGUUUGGAGGGAGAUGUACAGAAGCAACUCUUAUUUCCUUUCAAUUAAUGUCAUUUUAUUGUUAAUUUCAGUAAUUUUUUCAAUUUUAAAUUAAGAUUCUAAAAUAAAGCUCAACGGUUUUUGUAAAUUUGAA
Messenger RNA from Chironomus riparius, 1799 nucleotides. The record is from the annotation of a GenBank genome assembly. NCBI's taxonomy places the organism in Eukaryota, Metazoa, Arthropoda, Insecta, Diptera, Chironomidae.